Messenger RNA from Vigna unguiculata (cowpea), 685 nucleotides. RefSeq names its product FK506-binding protein 12 (gene FKBP12). The record is from RefSeq and is a predicted model, not a curated record. Gene Ontology annotation, molecular function: peptidyl-prolyl cis-trans isomerase activity. Gene Ontology annotation, cellular component: cytoplasm. NCBI's taxonomy places the organism in Eukaryota, Viridiplantae, Streptophyta, Magnoliopsida, Fabales, Fabaceae.
UAUAUUGUUAUAACUAAAAAAUAAAUAUCAAAGUAGAGAUCUCUGGAAGGAGGGAGUAUAAAAGAAGAGCACGGAAGAGUAGGCAUAACAGAGGAGUGAAGAGAAGAAGAAGAAGAAGAAGAAACAGAGAAUAGAAGAGGAAUCAGAGAAGAAAAUGGGAGUGGAGAAGCAAUUGUUGAGGGCUGGCACCGGUCCCAAGCCACUUCCUGGUCAAAACGUCACCGUUCACUGCACUGGUUUCGGGAAGAACGGCGAUCUUACUCAGAAAUUUUGGAGCACAAAGGAUCCUGGCCAAACCCCUUUCUCCUUCAAAAUCGGCCAAGGCUCUGUCAUCAAAGGAUGGGAUGAAGGUGUGAUUGGCAUGCAAAUUGGUGAAGUUGCUCGUCUCCGGUGCACUCCUGAUUAUGCUUAUGGUGCCGGUGGCUUUCCUGCUUGGGGAAUACAGCCCAACUCUGUUCUGGAGUUUGAAAUCGAAGUCCUAAGUGCGAAUUGAAAACCUUGUUAGUUUGUCUGUCUCCGCGCAAAGAAUAAGAUCAUCUAUUUUCAUGGACAUGUGUAAUGGUAUCCCAAUGCAAUGAGUGAUAUUUACAGUGACUGAGUUGUUUAAUCGAAAUGCUAAAUUAGUUCUUGAACGAUCUCAAACUCUCUUAACAUUAUAUUUCGUACCCUUUACUUUCUUUUUUCA